This is a messenger RNA of Phanerochaete carnosa HHB-10118-sp, 1044 nucleotides long. RefSeq lists its product as uncharacterized. Bases 223 to 1044 code for a protein of 273 amino acids. NCBI's taxonomy places the organism in Eukaryota, Fungi, Basidiomycota, Agaricomycetes, Polyporales, Phanerochaetaceae. The record is from RefSeq and is a predicted model, not a curated record. The transcript is spliced from 11 exons.
CGUGCGGGUGUGUGGCUGAUUGCAUUUGCCGCGUUGAGAUUAUCACCUUCUUGUUAUGAGAGAUCACUGGCAUCGAGCAGCUCACACGCGACACUACCGUCCUCGAACAAUACAAAGAUCACCCAGGGCCAUCAUUCAUCCCGAAGUACUCGCUGCAUGUGCGAGGAGCUGCGCGUAUAUAUAUGCAUCAUGCACUAGUGGCUUGUCCUGUGGUGUUCCGCUAUGGCCACGCUUUCCCAACCCACUCUGCUCCCAGAUGCCCCGCUCCCUGGACUGAACACCACUCUGGGCGCGGUGAUGAUAGGUGCCUUUAUCUGUGCUGUUAAUCCAUGGACAUAUCGACUGAUGACACGGACUUGCAUAGGCUCUACGGCAUUGUCUGCCUCCAAACCUUUAUGCUGUGUCAGAUUUCUUGCCAAGACAACCAGUAUGCAAAAUACACCGUGUGGGUUCUUUGGUGAGCUCAAAUCAUUAGCUGCUUGUGAUGCUCGUGAUACACCCUUUUUUGAUACCGUAACCUCUAGGGCUGUGAAUACUGCGCAUCUUGCUUUCUCGAUACAUCCCUGUUACUGGUACAUGGUCACCAACUAUGGCCGUCCUGCCACCAUAGAUCGCAUUCCCUGUCUCCUGACUCUAAGGGCUUUGACCACCAAGUUUGGUGUAUUCCUAACGGGGAUCAACGAUGUCCUCGUUCGUAGGUUAGUGCUUCAGAUAUCAACUGAGUACAAUCAUAGUUCUCAUUCGAUGCGCUUAGCUGGUUCAUUUAUCGGAUCUGGAUCCCCACUCUGGUUCGUUCCAUCUCUUCCACAUUGCAUGCGUCGCGACCGCCUUCGGGUUUACCAUAGGUACCGAGUAAGGACGUUCUCCGUAUUUCGUCAAGACGAGUGGAUCUUGGACACCGAUAUGUCCUUGGUUUUUGUCUCCGACGUCGUCCUCGCCCUUUUCCUCUGCUUCUACCUCGCCGGAUCUCGUAGUAGCGUCCUAAGUAGGAGGUGGGUUUGGCCGUAUCCUCGCGACUUCAGUCGAGUGUUUGCCCGAGUCUGA